This is a messenger RNA of Volvox carteri f. nagariensis, 3066 nucleotides long. RefSeq lists its product as uncharacterized. The coding region runs from base 1 to 3066 and encodes 1021 amino acids. The record is from RefSeq and is a predicted model, not a curated record. The transcript is spliced from 20 exons. Lineage: Eukaryota; Viridiplantae; Chlorophyta; Chlorophyceae; Chlamydomonadales; Volvocaceae.
AUGACCCUUACUGCCUCCUGCAGCUCCCUUUGUGAUUUGGGGCUUCAUGACCUGGCCCUCGCUGUCCAGCUCCAGCGCUCCGCUGUCCAGCCCAUCGCCCUUAGCGGUUACUACUCAGCAACCCAUGCCGGACAGAGCGGCGGCGGCAGCCGCGGCGGUGGUAGUGGCGGCGGCAGCCGCGGCGGCAGCGCGGGCGGUGGCGGCAGCCUGGCCAGCCUCGGCAGCCGACAAACUCGCAGCAAACCCUACCAAAACCACCUCCCUUCCUUUUCCGACUCAAUUCCAUCUUUGGACACCAGCCUGCCGUACAGCUCCCUCGGUGGGGCCGACGCCGCGCUGUAUACCUCCGCGGAGGCUCACGAAUUGGGCAUGGAUAGCGGCGGGGGCCACCUGUACGGCACCACAGGUGCCCCUGGACCAGGCCGACCCACGGGUCAUCAUCCAUCAGCGCCGGGGCCUGCCCGUUCCGGCGGCCGGGGCUCCUCUGUUGGCGGGCAAGAUGAGGAGGGAGGCGGUAUCCGGCUACAGAUCCUAGCACUCCAGGAUCAGCUGUCUCUCCUGGGCGAGCAGGUCAACGCAGCCUACCGGGCGGCGGACGCCGUGGAAGCGGCGCCGGGCGGGGGAGGCGGCGGUGCUGGUGGGGCCCCCGGCAGCCGCAUACCCGGCAGUGGCUUCCCCCGGGCUCACGGCCAUCAGAUCCAGCAAUCGCAGCUGCUUCAAUUUGGCCCACGGCCCCAUGAGUCAUCCGGCUCCGUCGACAUGGCGGCGGCGGCGGCGGCCGUGUCAGGACCGGGCGGGCCGUUCCGUUCCGUAAGUCCGGCGGCGGCGGCGGCGGCUACAGCGGCGUUAGCUUCUCAGCGACAGCAACAGCACCAGAAUCCCCACCACCAGCAAUAUCCAGGCUUGAGCACGGGCUCACCCUCCCGCCACUCCCCGCCACAUCCAAACCUCCAACCCUCCGCCUACUCCAACGCGUCAUCAUCCUUUCGCGGGGUUGGCCUUGGCGGCGGUGGCAGUGGCGGCGACUUUCUGGCCACAGCCGCCGCUGCCCAAGGCGGCGGCGGGGGCUUCGGCCCUAACGGCGGCUCCGCCAUGCCGAGCUCAGCCCAUGGCGCCGCCGCCAUCGCCGCUGGCAUGGUCGGCGGCGGCAGUAGCAGCUUCGGGCUGCUGCCGCCAACCGCUACAGCCACCACCACUGCCACCUUUAUCAGCGGCGGCUCCUCCCGGCCACAUUCCCGUCAUGCAAUGAUGGCGGAACGGGAGGCGAGUGUACGGGAGGACGAGCGGCUUCGGAGCUGGAUCCAGGAGUUACGGGCGGAGCGGCGGCGGCUGGAGGACCGGUUACUGGAAAGUGACCCGUCGGGGUCGACUGGUACGGCAGCGGCGGCGGCGGCUCAACAGACACGGGACGAGCUUGAGCGGCAGGUUCUGGCACUUUCCCGCCAACGCGAUCAGCUGGUUUCGGAGCUUGACGAUAUGGGGGUCACUCAGGCGACCAACAUGCAGCUGGCGGGGCAGGUAGAAGCGCUGCAUGCGGCACUUGCAGCGGAGGCGGAGAAAGUUGUACGACUCAAGGAGGUUCGCCCCGUGCUGGAGGGUAAGUUGGCUGACGUGGCGGCCUCCCUGGAGUCCAUGAGGCGCCAACACGCGGCCGCAUUGCAGGCGGUGGGGCAGGAGAGGGACGCGGCGGUGGGCAAGGCCAAGCGCCAUGGCAAGCGUGUGUGCGAGUUGGAGGCGGCGCUGGAGGCGGCCCACGGGGAAGUACGGCGACUGCAGGACGAAAUCCGGUCUCACGUCAUGUCGCUGGCUGAGAUGCGGGCCAACGGGGAGGUGCUGCAAUCAGCCAGCCAGCAAAUGCAGGCUAAUAUGGAGGCUCAGGCCAGGGAGACUGCCACACGUCUGGCGGCUGUGCAGUCCCAGCUGGAGGCCAGUCAAUCCGAAUGCGUGAUUUUGAGGAAGCAGCUGGAGGCCGCUCAGAGGGAGACUGGGGCGCUCCGAGACCAGCUCAAGGACGCGCAGGGGCGCUUAGAGACGGUGUUUUCGGAGCGGUCUCGAUUAGCGGGCGCACUGGCGGCGGAACAGCGGUGUACGGCAGCUGUACGGCAACAGGUGGACUCACUAACUGCCCAGUUGAAGGCGGGCGAUGAGGCUCGUGCUGAUCUGGCCCGAGCUGCGUCUGCUCAGUUGGAGGCUGUGAAGCGGCAACAUGUGGCGGAUCUGGCGGCUACACAGAAACAGUACGAAUCCCAGUUGGCGGUUUCGGAGAAACAGUACUUGCUGCUACAGCGGCAGUACGACGCAGGGAUAGCGGCCAGCAGUCAGGCGACGGAGGCGGCGGCCACGGCGAGGAGGGACCGAGACGCGAUGUGGGCGGAGACACAGAACCUAAAAACAGAGCUGGAGGAGCUCCGUACGGAGCGCAACGACCUCUCGUCCAAGCUCUCCAGUUUGAGAGCGGAGGUUCGCACCACGAUGGAAGAGGUGUCCAAGGACAGGGAUUCCAAACUCGCCGCCGCCACCACCCAGCACGAGGCGGCUGUUCGGGAGGUACGAGCCGAGGCGGAGAAGCGUAUCACCGCUGUACAGCAGGACUACGAAACCAAAUUGGCCAACGUGAUGGGCGUUGCUGAGAAGUUGCGCACCGAGGCUCAGGAUGCCCAGCGCCAGGCGGAAAAGUACCGGGCUGCCGCGGGACACCUGAAGGAGCAGGUCCGCGACUUGCUGCUGAGCCGUGACGCCGCAGAACGGGAGCUGUCUUCGGAGCGAGCAUUCAACGAGGAGCUCAACCGCAUCCUAACCAGCCUCAGGGAGGAGCAGCAACACCAACAUCACAACGCGGCCUUGCACCCGCCGCCGCCGCCGCCACAGCAGCCACAGCACCCGCCGCCACCGCAGCAGCAGCAGCAGCAGCAUCCGCCGCCGCAAAAGAGCUGCGUGAGAAGGCGUAGUAGCGCUAUGUGCACCAGAACUACAAAGGACUUCUGUGUGUGCUUUGCCAAGCCAUUUAGCCCUAGCGCCAAGAAGCGUCUACAUGUACGAGAGGACACCUACAUUUGGUGCAUCUAA